AUGCGCAUCGUGCUCAAAGCUAGCUUGGGGGCAGUACUAAUUGCCUCCGCCCACGCGCUGGGACAAAGGCCUCUGGGGUCCUCAUUUGGUGUUCCUGGUACCAAUGCAACGUUCGACUACAUCGUGGUAGGAGGUGGAACCGCGGGUUUGACACUGGCCACGCGACUAGCCGAGCAGCAGAACGGCUCGGUGGCUGUCAUAGAAGCAGGAGGUUUCUACGAGAUUGACAAUGGUAAUCUAAGCCAGGUCCCUGCCAGUGCCGGAGAAUACAGUGGUCCAUCUCCAUCUGACUGGCAACCUUUGAUUGACUGGGGAUAUGUCACUACCCCGCAAGAGGGACUUUACGAUGCACAGGUACACUACCCACAGGGUAAGUGCCUGGGUGGCGGUUCCGCCCGCAAUAGAAUGGUAAUCCACAGGGGCACAAAAGGAGCGUAUCAGAAAUGGGCGGAUGCGGUGAACGAUGACAGCUUCACUUUCGACAACCUGCUGCCCUUCUUUGAAAAAAGCUUACACUUCACCCCGCCGGAUCAGUCCCUGCGUUUAGCCAACACCACCCCUUGGUAUGAUGCUAGCGUGCUGGGCACUGGCGCGGGUCCACUGUCUGUGACCUACUCCCACUACGCCCAGGCCUUUACUUCGUGGGCUCUUCAGGGCAUGAAGAGUGUGGGAUUGUCAAUGAUUCCCGGAUUCCAGAGUGGCUCGCUACUGGGCUCGGGGUAUACUCUGCUAACCAUUAACGCUUCCACGAUGCUGCGGGAGUCAUCCGAGACAGCGUUCCUGAGUAGUGCCCUGAGUCGCCCCAACUACCAGGUCUAUCAGUCUACCCGGGCUAAGCGGAUCCUCUUCGAUGGUGGUCAACGGGCAACAGCCGUGAUGGUGGAGACCGGGGGAUUUACCUACCAGUUGAACGCGACCAAAGAGAUCAUUCUCUCCGCAGGGGCCUUCGGCUCACCGCAAUUACUGAUGGUAUCUGGUGUUGGGCCUGCUGAGGUUCUCAAUCCACUGGGUAUUCCUGUAGUGGCUGACCGGGCAGGCGUCGGCCAAAAUCUGCAGGACCAAGUCCUGUCGUUUGUGGCGCGCCCUGUUAAUGUGGUUACAGAGUCUGCGAUGAAUUCCCCGGAGGUACAGGCCGAGGCAGCACAGCAAUUUGACGAGAUGGCAGCUGGACCCUAUACUAGCCCCGGAAUUGAGGCCCUGGCGUGGGAAAAAAUCCCCCAUGAUCUGCGGGCGCAGUUGUCCAACGAUACCCGAGAGUUCCUUGACCAGUAUCCGUCGGACUGGCCCGAGAUUGAGUAUGAGCCUGAUGAUGAUUUGAACUACGCCUCCAUUGUGUUUGGCCUUGGAAUAUCGCAGUCCCGUGGCAACGUGACAAUCACCUCCAGAGAUGUUGCCGUCCCGCCUCUAAUCAACCCAAACUGGCUCACUGCAUCGGCAGACAUUGAGGUUAUGGUAGCAGGCCUCAAGCGGGCGCGGCAGUUCUGGCAAACAAGUGGCCUCAAUCCGGUGGUAAUUGGCCCGGAAGCGUUUCCGGGAGAUUCAGUUGAGACCGACUCAGAGAUUGAAGUCACUGUCAGGCGCAAUGCCAAUUCCAUCUCGCAUGCCUCGUGCACGUGUGCUAUGGGAACUGCUGACGAUCUAAUGGCCGUGGUGGAUACCCAGGGCCGCGUGUUUGGAGUGCAGGGGCUGCGGGUAGUCGACGCUUCAAUUUUCCCUCUUCUGCCUCCGGGUCACCCGCAGGCUACAAUUUAUGCCUUGGCCGAGAAAUUAGCCUGCGAUAUCACCAGACAGUGCGCCGAGUAG
This is a messenger RNA of Aspergillus neoniger CBS 115656, 1803 nucleotides long. RefSeq names its product GMC family oxidoreductase. Gene Ontology annotation, molecular function: oxidoreductase activity, acting on CH-OH group of donors; flavin adenine dinucleotide binding. The transcript is spliced from 4 exons. Gene Ontology annotation, biological process: secondary metabolite biosynthetic process. NCBI's taxonomy places the organism in Eukaryota, Fungi, Ascomycota, Eurotiomycetes, Eurotiales, Aspergillaceae. The coding region runs from base 1 to 1803 and encodes 600 amino acids. The record is from RefSeq and is a predicted model, not a curated record.